Messenger RNA from Otolemur garnettii (small-eared galago), 3492 nucleotides. It is a transcript of the gene TNN, whose product is annotated as tenascin N. Lineage: Eukaryota; Metazoa; Chordata; Mammalia; Primates; Galagidae. The coding region runs from base 1 to 3492 and encodes 1163 amino acids. The transcript has 18 exons. Gene Ontology annotation, molecular function: protein binding. The record is from RefSeq and is a predicted model, not a curated record.
AUGAGUCUCCAGGGGUUGUUCCACUCCCCCUUGGGGCUCCUGCUCGGCUCUGUGCUCCUCGUGGCUUCAGCCCCGGCCACUCUGGAGCCUCCCGGCUGCAGCAACAAGGAGCAACAGGUCACCGUCAGCCAUACCUACAAGAUCGACGUGCCCAAGUCUGCCCUGGUCCAGGUGGAGGCCGACCCUCAGCACCUCCGUGACAAUGGGGCUUCCCUCUUGGCUCUGGAGGAGGCUGGGGAGGAACAGAACAUCGUCUUCAGGCACAACAUCCGCCUGCAGACACCGCAGAAGGACUGUGAGCUGGCAGGCAGUGUCCAGGACUUCCUGGCUCGGGUGAAGAAGCUGGAGGAGGAGAUGGCAGAGAUGAGGGAGCAGUGUAGUGCCCAGCGAUGCUGCCAGGGAGCUGCCGAUCUGAGCCGUCACUGCAGCGGCCAUGGGACUUUCUCCCUGGUGACCUGCAGCUGCCACUGCGAGCAGGGCUGGGAGGGCGCCGCCUGCGAGCAGCCCGCCUGUCCCGGGGCGUGCAGUGGCCACGGGCGCUGCGAGGACGGGCGCUGCCUGUGCGACGAGCCUUUCGUGGGCGCCGACUGCGCCUACCCCGCCUGCCCCGAGAACUGCAGCGGCCACGGCGUGUGCGUGCGCGGCGUCUGCCGGUGCCACGAGAACUUCACGUCGGAGGACUGCAGCGAGCGGCGCUGCCCCGGCGACUGCAGCGGUCACGGCUUCUGCGACACCGGCGAGUGUUACUGUGAGGAGGGCUUCACGGGCCUCGACUGCGCCCAGGUGGUCGCCCCCCAGGGCCUGCAGCUGCUCAAGAGCACGGAGGAUUCCCUGCUGGUGAGCUGGGAACCGUCCAGUGAGGUGGACCACUACCUCCUCAGCUACUACCCCCUGGGGAAGGAGCUCUCCGGGAAGCAGAUCCAAGUGCCCAAGGAGCAGAACAGCUACGAGAUUCUGGGUUUGCUGCCUGGAACCAGGUACAUAGUCACCCUGCGCAACGUGAAGAAAGAUGUUUCCAGCAGCCCACAGCAUCUCCUGGCCACCACAGACCUCUCUGUGCUUGGCACUGCUUGGGUGACCGAUGAGACUGAGAACUCCCUUGAUGUGGAGUGGGAGAACCCCCCAACUGAGGUGGACUACUACAAGCUGCGGUAUGGCCCCAUGACAGGACAGGAGGUGGCAGAGGUCACUGUGCCUAAGAGCAGUGACCCCAAGAGCCGAUACGACAUCACUGGUCUGCAGCCCGGGACAGAGUAUAACAUCACAGUUGUCCCCGUGCGAGGAGAACUAGAGGGAAGGCCGAUUCUCCUGAAUGGCAGGACAGAAAUUGAUGGUCCAACCAAUGUGGUCACUGAUCGAGUGACAGAAGACACAGCGACUGUCUCCUGGGACCCGGUUCAGGCUGUCAUAGACAAGUACAUGGUGCGCUACACCUCUGCUGAUGGGGAGACCAAGGAGACAGCCGUUCACAGGGACCAGAGCAGCACCACCCUGACCGGCCUGAGGCCAGGAGACGCGUACAAAGUCUACGUGUGGGCUGAGAGGGGGAGCCAGGGGAGCAAGAAAGCUGACACCAAGGCCCUCACAGACAUUGACAGCCCCCAAAAUCUGGUGACUGACCGGGUGACAGAGAAUACGGCCACUGUCUCCUGGGACCCGGUGCAGGCUGCCAUUGACAGGUAUGUGGUGCGCUACACCUCUGCUGAUGAUGGAGAGACCAAGGAGGUUCCUGUGGGGAAGGAGCAGAGCAGCACCGUCCUGACGGGCCUGAGGCCAGGUGUGGAGUACACGGUGCACGUGUGGGCCGAGAAGGGGACCCAGGAGAGCAAGAAGGCCGGCACCAAAACCCCCACAGACAUUGACAGCCCCCAAAACUUGAUAACUGACUGGGUGACAGAGAAUACAGCGACUGUCUCCUGGGACCCGGUGCAGGCCGCCAUUGACAGGUACGUGGUGCGCUACACCUCUGCUGAUGAUGGAGAGACCAAGGAGGUUCCUGUGGGGAAGGAGCAGAGCAGCACUGUCCUGACGGGCCUGAGGCCGGGUGUGGAGUACAUGGUGUACGUGUGGGCCGAGAAGGGGACCCGGGAGAGCAAGAAGGCCGACACCAAGGCCCCGACAGACAUCGAUAGCCCGCAAAACUUGGUAACUGACUGGGUGACAGAGAAUACAGCGACUGUCUCCUGGGACCCGGUGCAGGCCGCCAUUGACAGGUACGUGGUGCGCUACACCUCUUCAAGAAAUAUCGACAGCCCCCAAAACUUGGUGACCAACCGGGUGACGGAGAACACAGUGACCGUCUCCUGGGACCCAGUGCAGGCCGCCAUUGACAGGUACAUGGUGCGCUACACCUCUGCUGAUGGAGACACCAAGGAGGUUCCUGUGGGGAAGGAGCAGAGCAGCACCGUCCUGAAGGGCCUGAGGCCAGGUGUGGAGUACACGGUGUAUGUGUGGGCCGAGAAGGGGACCCGGGAGAGCAAGAAGGCCGACACCAGGGCCUGGACAGAAAUUGACCCUCCCCGAAACCUUCGUCCAUCUGCUGUAACACAGUCUGGAGGGGUAUUGACCUGGACACCACCCUCUGCUCAGAUCGAUGGCUACAUUCUGACCUACCAGUUCCCAGACGGCACAAUUAAGGAGGUGCAGCUGGGAUGGGACUUCCAGAGGUUUGAGUUGCAAGACCUUGAGCAGGGCAUCACCUACCCUGUGUCCCUGGUUGCCUUCAAGGGUGAUCGCCAGAGCAGGAGCGCAUCUACUACCCUCUCCACAGUUGGCGCCCGAUUCCCACACCCUUUGGACUGCAGUCAGGUUCAGCAGAACAGCAACGCUGCCAGUGGCCUCUACACCAUCUAUCUGCAUGGUGAUGCCAGCCGGCCCCUGCAGGUGUACUGUGACAUGGACACGGAUGGAGGCGGUUGGAUUGUCUUCCAGAGGCGGAACACCGGCCAGCUGGAUUUCUUCAAACGUUGGCGGAGCUACGUGGAAGGCUUUGGGGACCCCAUGAAGGAGUUCUGGCUUGGACUUGACAAGCUACACAAUCUCACCAUGGGCACUGCUACCCGGUAUGAGGUGAGAGUGGACUUACAGACUGCCAAUGAGUCUGCCUAUGCCAUCUAUGAUUUCUUCCAAGUGGCCUCCAGCAAGGAGCGGUAUAAGCUGACAGUUGGAAAAUACAGAGGCACGGCAGGGGAUGCCCUUUCCUAUCACAAUGGAUGGAAAUUCACAACUUUUGACAGAGACAAUGAUAUUGCACUCAGCAACUGUGCCCUGACGCAUCAUGGUGGCUGGUGGUACAAGAACUGCCACCUAGCUAACCCCAACGGGAGAUAUGGGGAGACCAAGCACAGUGAGGGGGUGAACUGGGAGCCCUGGAAAGGACAUGAAUUCUCCAUUCCUUACGUGGAGUUGAAAAUCCGCCCUCAUGGCUACAGCAGUGAUCGUGUGCUGGGCAGAAAGAAGCGGACGCUGGGAGGAAAGACGAGGACACUCUGA